AUGCCAAACCAUUCGGGCACGGACAGGUGUUUGGCAACGAUGAUUCUGAUGACAGUGAUGACAAUGGUAGUACUUUUACCGGCGGGAUCAUAUGGUAACAGUCUGACGCUGACCGGCGAACAUUGCACCGUAACGGAACCAUUGUACAACACUGUCUUCAACCUUACCGGGCUUAACUCGGAUCUGGCACACCACGCAAUGUCGGACAUCAACGAAAAGUUUAUAUUCGAUGUUUGUGAUCAGUUGGACACCAAGUGUAAUGGUGUUUCCGGUGGUGCGGCUUGUCUCCGCCGGAAGGAUGGUACCGAAGUACUGCUGGGCAUGAAAUCAGCACUUCAGUUCGUCGACGGCAGACUGCACUUCAAUUUUAGUGGCGGAGAUCGGUGUCGAGAGGGCAAAAACUAUACCUUCGAUAUUAUUCUAAUGUGCAGCUACGGACUGGAGGCGGAACCGAUGAACGUGGUUCCGUAUUCGGAGGAUCAGUGUAACUAUUUUAUGUUCUGGACAACGCAGCUGGCUUGUGCGCCUCUGCCGAAUAGAGUAAAGAACAACGAAUGUUCUGUAAAGGAUGCAACCGGACACAUUUUCAACCUGCUACCGCUUAGCCAUGUCAACCAUCACGUGCCGGAUCGGAACGGAUCGCACUUUUUUGUCACUGCCUGUAAACCCGUACAUUACGGACACAUGACCAUGUGUCCUCCCGGGGUCAGUGUUUGCUACGUAAAUGACACGGAACAAGAUUAUGCGCGUAAGUUUCACGAUUAUGGUCAAACCGACCCGAAUCCAACCAUUGAAAAUGGCAAGCUAGUCAUGAAUCUGCACUCAAAGGAAGGGUCAUGCCAAGAUUCUAAAAUCAUUUUCGAAUGUGACCCUAAAGCAACGGAAGAAAUUCCAGAAUAUGUUGGUAAGGAAAAUUGUACUUAUCUGUUUUCUUGGCGAACGGCACUGGCUUGUAAGAAACAAGAACCAUGCGCAGUAAUGGAUCCAAUUAGCGGCUUGGUUUUCAACAUGUCUUCGCUAGCUAAUCAAAAGUAUACGGUUGGGCAAGGUGAUUCUUUGUAUGAGUUUAGUAUUUGCAAAUCAGCUAAAAGCCAGUGUCCCGAACCGUCGGGUGCAUGCCAGCUGGCAUCCAACAAUUCCCAAGCUGUGAGCGUGGGUACCAUCAAUGAUGAACUGUUGUAUAACAUUACCGGUGCACCGUACCUUCACUAUCAUUCCGGAUCGAUUUGCAAUCAGGCCAACGAGCGGUGGUCCACGAAAAUAGAGUUUAUAUGCGAGACUGACAAAGGCGAAAAAUCACCACCACCCAAGCUGGUGGAGGCGUCCGGUUGUGAGGUGAUAAUCCAGAUGAAAACAAAACUCGCAUGCACCAGAGAGAUUUCCUGUUCGGCUAUGAAUUUCUCCAGUGAUCAAGAAGUGGAUCUUACUCCGCUUAUAUCGUCCGAGAAAAACUAUGAAGCAUUAGUCAACGAUUCGCUGGCAAUUGCCAAAGAUAAACGUCAAAAAUUCUAUUUAAACGUGUGUCGUCCGCUUUUGUCGCAGUUUGGUCUCGGAUGCCCGGGAGGAUCAGCUGCCUGUCUAGCUGUCAAAGAUUCUUCGCAGGCCUUGCCUACCCAUGAAUUGUCCCUAGGAUAUCCGGAUGUGUCGCUAACUGUUGUGGAAGAUCGAGUGCAGCUUCGGUAUCUGCGAGGGGAUAACUGUCCGAAGGACAAUGCAACGGAGCUUUCCACUGAAAUUGAAUUCUAUUGUGCACCGAAGGCUGGCCGUGGAUUGCCCAUAUUGCAAGAGAUACAACACGAUUGUCACUAUCGUUUCGAGUGGCCAACGAACGUAAUUUGUCCUAAUCUGAAAGCUGAAUUCCAGUCCGCGAAUUGUUCCGUGAAUAAUGGUCAGACGAACGAAAGAGUCAAUUUGCAAAAUAUUUUCCCACUUGGUUCAUUGCUGGUGAACCCUAGCAAGGCUAGUGCUUCCGCUGAACUGAACGAUGGAAGGUUGAAUCUAUGCAGUAAGAACAUUACCGCUGUGGUCGACUAUGAAGAUCAAGCGGUUAAGAUGUUCUUUACUAUGACUGAUGCAAACUGCACGCUUACUGGAGGCAAUAUCAACGUUAAUCUACGAGUUAGCUGUGCCAACGAGGAAAGCUUCUCCGUGAAUGAGUCUGAUUCAUGUUUGGUUACUGCUGCUACUAAUGCUACCACUGCUAAUUAG
Sabethes cyaneus is the source of this 2208-nucleotide messenger RNA. RefSeq names its product cation-independent mannose-6-phosphate receptor (gene Lerp). Bases 1 to 2208 code for a protein of 735 amino acids. Lineage: Eukaryota; Metazoa; Arthropoda; Insecta; Diptera; Culicidae. Gene Ontology annotation, cellular component: plasma membrane; trans-Golgi network; late endosome. The transcript is spliced from 4 exons. Gene Ontology annotation, molecular function: D-mannose binding; insulin-like growth factor binding; signaling receptor activity. The record is from RefSeq and is a predicted model, not a curated record. Gene Ontology annotation, biological process: lysosomal transport.